Molecule: messenger RNA, 2603 nt
Organism: Manihot esculenta (cassava)
Lineage: Eukaryota; Viridiplantae; Streptophyta; Magnoliopsida; Malpighiales; Euphorbiaceae
Product: P-loop NTPase domain-containing protein LPA1 homolog 1
Exons: 8
Coding region: 260-2356 (698 amino acids)
Source: RefSeq, a predicted model, not a curated record
ACCGAGAUAGCGGAAGCGGUAUUUUAGUGAGAGAAAGUGCGUAUUAAAGGGACUCGUGGAGGCUUUGUUCGUGCGAUGCGUGGAGGACAGGUGACACAGCAGAAAUGGCGAAUUCUUCUUCGUUCUUCAAAUGGCGGAUCGUAAAGCUUCUCUGUUCUUAUAAACCCUAACCGUUUUCAUUAUAUUACUCUUGUUGUAUCUUCAUAUUUCUGUAAUUUUUGUUCUUCAAUACACUCGAGAGAUCUGUAUAUAUUCAGGAAUGGCGGAGGUGGCGAAACUGCUGUAUAUAGUGGUGGUGGACGAGGAGGAGAAGAAUGAAAAAGGGAAAGAGUCGUUCCGAUAUACGCGUCCGGUUUUGCAGAGCACUCUGCAACUCAUGGGAUGUAAAGCACGUCAUGCUUUCAAGACUAGCCAAAGGGUUUUUGAGCUGAUGAGGAAUGAACCUUCGAGUGAUGUUCUACUUCCAAAAGAAGCGGCGGUAAGUGGGGUUGAUGCUUCAAAAGGAAGUGGGUGGAAAGAUUAUGGAACCAGGAGCCUAUCGUUCGAAUUAUACAAAAGGCGCACAACUGUUAUUGUUAGAAGAGAAACUUUCAUAAAUGUUGUUUGCGAUUCUCUGAAUGAAUACAAGUAUGUAGGUCCUAACCAGAGGGCAGACUUGGUUUUGGCAUGUAGAAUUCGGGAAAGGAAGGAAUCUGUAACUGUGCUAUUGUGUGGCACUAGUGGCUGUGGCAAAUCUACUCUGUCUGCAUUGCUGGGUAGCAGAUUAGGAGUUACUACGGUAAUAUCAACAGACUCUAUUCGGCACAUGAUGCGGAGUUUUGUUGAUGAGAAGCAAAAUCCUCUGCUUUGGGCUUCAACAUAUCAUGCAGGGGAGUAUUUGGAUCCUAAGGCAGUUGCUGAAGCAAAGGCCAAAAAAAAGGCAAAAAAAUUGGCUGGCAUUGCAAACUCACGUCCCAAGGACGAAGUAUGUGAUAGUUCAUCCAUGAUGAAAUCUGAUAGUCAAGCACUGGAUAUGGGUUCUUGUGCUUCUGAAUAUAUUAGUCCUAAACAGAUGGCAGUUGAAGGAUUCAAGGCACAAAGUGAGAUGGUGAUUGACAGUCUUGAUCGUCUGAUAACUGCAUGGGAGGAGAGGAAAGAAUCAGUUGUUGUGGAGGGGGUUCACUUAAGCCUUAACUUUGUGAUGGGGCUAAUGAAAAAACAUCCUUCAAUCAUACCAUUCAUGAUAUAUAUUACAAAUGAAGACAAACACUUGGAACGAUUUGCUGUUCGUGCAAAGUAUAUGACGUUGGAUCCAGCUAAAAACAAAUAUGUGAAAUACAUUCGAAACAUCAGAACAAUCCAAGAUUACCUUUGCAAACGGGCUGAUAAACAUCUUGUUCCCAAAAUCAAUAACACAAAUGUUGACAAGAGUGUAGCAGCCAUCCAUGCAACGCUUUUCAGCUGCCUUCGCAGGCGUGAGGCAGGGGAGCCACUUUAUGAUCCUGCCACAAAUACAGUUGCUGUCAUUGAUGAGGAGUACAGGAACCAGCGUGCUGCCAACUCAAUGAGCUCUAAAGGGAUGUUUCAACUUAUCCAGAGGAAAGGUUCUUCUAGGCAUUUGAUGGCUCUUGUUAAUACUGAUGGGUCUGUGGCAAAGGCAUGGCCUGUUGGUUCUGUGGAUAGUAGUGGGAAGCCUGUGUUGGGUUGUGGAACUUAUAAUGGAAUAGGGAUCCCUAUGUAUGGACCAUUGCAGAUUGGUAAAGCUGAACCAGUUAAUCUUCAGUUUGGACACUUUGGAAUCAGUGCUUGGCCCAGUGACGGUGGUACUAGUCAUGCUGGAAGUUUUGAUGAGUCAAGGGCUGAUUGGACCGAUACUGGAAGUAAACACCAUUCUUCUUGUUGUAGCUCUCCUCGGAUGUCUGAUGGACCUGCCAAGGAGCGCAAGGAGGAACAUUCAGUGCAUGGCAGUGAUGAGGAAGUCGAUGAUCCACCAGAGAUGGACAGUGAUGAGGAUUAUAGUGAUGAUGAUCAACGUGUCCAUGAAGAGAUCGGCUCAGUUGAUGAGGAGUCCACAAAAUCUGAUGAAGAGUAUGAUGACCUCGCAAUGCAGGAUGUGCUAGAGAAUGGGUAUUGGUCAGACGAUGAGGAGUCAAAAGAUAAGCACGCGCAGAAUCUAGACCGAUUCGUGAGAACUAAAAGUGAGCCAAUGAGGGAGCCAUUUUGCUCGUACCCUUCUCUACUUGUGGAAAAGGCUGGAAGAAGAUUGUCCAACUCUGGCAGCUUCAAAAUGAGAAAACGCUCCCUUAGCAUCCCAGCCAUAGGCAAGCAUGGGUCUGUGGCUAGUGGCCCAAUUCUUUCUGGAACUCCACACAGAUAGUAGUUCACUUUGUGCCAACUUGUGGUUUUCUCACCUUUUUCUUUCUUUUUUACCCCCUAACUUCUUUCCGAGAGUAAUCUGGUGAUUCACACAUCCUUGUUUAUAGUAAUGCACGGUACAAUUGUAUGACUUGGAACGUUUUUUUUUUUAUUUGGUUUUAUCUUUUUGUGUUCUCUUUUCUGUGCAAGUAAUUAAGCAAAAUGGAAAUGGUUCUGAUUGAUUAUGAUAUGGAGAUUUUUUCCGUAAA